AAAGAAAUCAAGGGGGCGGGUCGCAAACCAGAGAGAACCAAAAUUGAGAGAUGUAUAUCUAUUAGUGCAUAAUGGUAUCGUUAUCUCUUCGGUCGAUGAACCAAAACAAUGUGACCAUGGCUUGAUUCCAAGACAAGCUCAGCUGUCUUUCGAAGAGAGAUAUUCUCUUGGCGCGAGUGUGAAGUCUUUCUCCAUGGCCAUGCGGCAGGAUCAUCUAAGCACACUUGUUAAAGGCUGACCGGCCGAAAGUCUGAAGGGUCUUCUUGGUAGACUAAAUGUUGUUGACAAUUGUGCUCGGCAAGGAGAAACCAGGGAAGAAGAGUGACUACGGAGUACCUAGUACCCAUCCACCAUGCGCCACCUGCAUAUUUGCUUGUGGUUUGGGGUGUGGUGUGCAAUGGCGCAGUGCUCGGCUGCGAUGACCCCAUUCAGUUUGGUAAUAGGAGACUUGCCAUUGAUGCCGCUUAGGACAAGAGGGGCGGCGGCUACCAGUUCAUUGCUGGUGUUGUGGUUUAGAGAGAGAUCCCGUCAUGGAGUGAAAUGCUCCAAACGUAGAGUGAUCGGCCCAUGCUCUGGAAAAAUUCGGAUGAAACCGGUGUCGCUGGACCGACCGGACCAUGAGUAAUGGUCUAAUGUGCACCCCGUGGAGGCGAAGAAAGAGAGGGUCCGCGUAGUCCGCACUAGACCACAUUGCC
Aspergillus fijiensis CBS 313.89 is the source of this 695-nucleotide messenger RNA. RefSeq lists its product as uncharacterized. The transcript has a single exon. The annotation marks the transcript as partial. The record is from RefSeq and is a predicted model, not a curated record. Lineage: Eukaryota; Fungi; Ascomycota; Eurotiomycetes; Eurotiales; Aspergillaceae.